This is a messenger RNA of Lucilia sericata (common green bottle fly), 859 nucleotides long. Its product is annotated as serine protease SP24D-like. The transcript is spliced from 2 exons. The record is from RefSeq and is a predicted model, not a curated record. NCBI's taxonomy places the organism in Eukaryota, Metazoa, Arthropoda, Insecta, Diptera, Calliphoridae. Bases 50 to 805 code for a protein of 251 amino acids. Gene Ontology annotation, molecular function: serine-type endopeptidase activity. Gene Ontology annotation, biological process: proteolysis.
AUUUAUAAGUACAGAAGUUAUUUCCAAAAGUAGUUCAGUUUAAAUUAGAAUGGCUUUCAGUUUAAAAUUAUUUGUAGGAAUUUUAGGAUUUGUAUCUUGUGCAUGUGCUGUGCCUAGCGGCCGUGUUGUAGGUGGCGCAGAUGCUGAGAUUGGCCAAUUUCCUCAUCAAGUCUCAUUACAGCGUUCAGAUGGAUCCCAUACUUGCGGUGGAUCUAUUCUCAAUGAACGUUAUAUUUUAACUGCUGCCCAUUGUGUGGUAGUUGGAAAUGGUGUGGAACCUUAUCCUCCUCAAUACUUUCAAGUACGAGUCGGAAGUGUCCAACGUACCAUAGGUGGGAAGUUAGUGCAGUUAAAACGUAUAAUUGUUAACAAAUCAUAUGGAAACUUUUUGAAUGAUGUUGCUUUAUUGGAAUUGGAAGAACCAUUACUUUGGACAGAAAAUAUUAAACCAAUAGAAAUGGCUAACGCGGAAGUACCAUCUGGUAAAGAUGUUAUUGUAUCUGGUUGGGGACGUCUAUAUACAAACGGUCCAAUUCCUCAUCGCAUGCAAUGGAAUACAUUGAAAUCAUUAACAACUGAAGAAUGUCAGAAUGCUAUACAAUGGGGAUACGACAGUUUAAUAUGUUUGGCUCACGAACAAAACAACGGUGUAUGUAAUGGUGACUCUGGUGGCCCAGCAACAUAUCAGGGAAAAUUAGUCGGUGUCGCCGGUUUUGUUGUAGGUGGUUGUGGUACCAAAAAUCCAGAUGGUUAUGCCAAAGUUUUUUACCAUCGCCAAUGGAUCGAGAAAAAUAUGAUUUUAUGAUUUAAAUGUAUAUUAUAAAUGCAUGUACUCCAUAUAUGUAUGUAUACAUACUUA